AUGCAAGUGGUGCCCAUGAUUUCCAUAAACUCCAUUGUCCUGGGAAUCUUUGUCAGGAACAGACACAGCCAGAUUGUGAAAGCCAAUAAUCAAGAACUUAGUUACAGUCUCCUCCUGACCCUUAUACUAUCCUUUCUCUGCACAUUACUCUUUAUAGGAAAACCCAUGAAGGUGACCUGUAUGUUUAGACAAGUUACUUUUGCAGUCAUUUUUACUAUUAGCAUCUCCUCGGUUUUGGGGAAAACUGUGACUGUACUGAUUGCAUUUCAUGCUAUAACACCUGGAAGUAUGUUGAAGAUCUGGGUUGGAAAAAGAGCUCCCAGGUGUCUUGUUCUUCUUUUAUCUCUGGGAGAGGUUAUAAUUUGCAUUAUGUGGUUUCUACAUUGCCCACCAUUCCCUGAUUAUGAUACCAGAUCCCAACCAUCUGUGAUGACCUUGCAGUGUAAUGAAGGUUCUGCUGUGGCAUUCUACAUUGCAGUAGGGUACAUUGGAAUGCUGGCCUCUGUCAGCUUCAUUACUGCUUAUCUUGCCCGUGGGUUACCAGACAUAUUUAAUGAAGCCUCACACAUCACCUUUAGCAUGUUGGUGUUCUGCUGUGUGUGGAUCGCUUUCAUCCCAACAUACUUGAGCUCCAAAGGCAAAUACAUGGUGGCAGUAGAGAUAUUUGCUAUUCUUUCUUCCAGCUCUGGGUUGUUGGGAUUCAUAUUUAUACCCAAAUGUUACAUCAUCCUUUUCAAACCUAAAAAUACGGUCAAGGAGAAAGCAACUUCUAAAAAAAAUAAACCAAAGUUACUCAACUAUAAAACACAUUAA
Molecule: messenger RNA, 813 nt
Organism: Xenopus tropicalis (tropical clawed frog)
Lineage: Eukaryota; Metazoa; Chordata; Amphibia; Anura; Pipidae
Product: vomeronasal type-2 receptor 26-like
Exons: 2
Coding region: 1-813 (270 amino acids)
Biological process (GO): G protein-coupled receptor signaling pathway
Cellular component (GO): membrane
Molecular function (GO): G protein-coupled receptor activity
Source: RefSeq, a predicted model, not a curated record